AUAAAAAUAAAUAAAGAAAACCUUCAUUGCUAUAUUUCUUAUCAGCCUACUGUAGAUAUACAGGAUCUUAUUCAAUUGGAUGAUGCUAUGGAAGAUGAAGAAUUACGUUGUGGGCCUAAUGGGGGUCAUGUAUUCUGCUUGGAAUUUCUUAUUGAAAAUCAGGAAUGGCUGAAAUCGCAAUUAAUUGGCGCUGAUCCAGAUAAUGAAGUAAGCACAGAUCCCGACGAUGAUUAUAUUCUAUUUGAUAUGCCGGGACAAAUUGAGUUAUUUACGCAUUUAACAAUGGGCAAAAAAUUGGUACAAUUGUUGGAGUCGUGGAAUUUUCGUAUAUGCACCGUUUUUUUGAUUGAUUCUCAAUUUAUGAUAGACGGAGCGAAAUUUCUAUCGGGUACAAUGGCGGCUUUAAGAGUUAUGGCAAAUUUAGAAAUGCCGCAUGUAAAUGUUUUAACUAAAAUGGAUUUAUUAAGUAAAAGUGCACGAAAACAAUUAGAUAAAUACUUGGAUCCCGAUCCGAGGGCUUUACUUAACGAUUUGAAAACAGAAUCCGCUUCGGGACGUUCACAUCGCAAAUUAUCGGAAGCUAUUGGAACAUUGAUAGAAGAUUUUAGGUAAACCUUUAUUAUUUGUUUCUAC
Glossina fuscipes is the source of this 633-nucleotide messenger RNA. RefSeq names its product GPN-loop GTPase 3-like. The annotation marks the transcript as partial. The transcript has a single exon. The record is from RefSeq and is a predicted model, not a curated record. Lineage: Eukaryota; Metazoa; Arthropoda; Insecta; Diptera; Glossinidae. Gene Ontology annotation, molecular function: GTPase activity.